Molecule: messenger RNA, 4896 nt
Organism: Salvelinus fontinalis (brook trout)
Lineage: Eukaryota; Metazoa; Chordata; Actinopteri; Salmoniformes; Salmonidae
Gene: exd2
Product: exonuclease 3'-5' domain containing 2
Exons: 11
Coding region: 338-2302 (654 amino acids)
Biological process (GO): nucleobase-containing compound metabolic process
Cellular component (GO): nucleus; cytoplasm
Molecular function (GO): nucleic acid binding; 3'-5' exonuclease activity
Source: RefSeq, a predicted model, not a curated record
CGCCAUCCAUCAUAAUAAAUAGAGCCGGAAGCAGAACGUCAACACCUAGAAAUCAACCGGUGGACAUAUGCAGAGAGCACAGGGUUAUGAUGUGGACGUGAAAUGCCAAGGGGAUACGGUGUCUGCCCAGAGCCUACUAACCAAUAGCCUCUUCACACGGAUAACGACAUCAACAAAAGAUGUGCCCCAAUGCUGACACUAUAUCCCCAAAGUCUCUAUGACCAAACUUCAAAUCGGACUGCAACUUGGGGUGUAGGUCUACCUACCUAAGCUCAUUUACAACACUUCUCAACCAACCAGCUCUAACCAAAUAAGCUCUGCACCUCUGAAACCCAAGAUGGCUACUAGACAAAGUGCCCUAACUGCUGCUGUGGUUACCCUGUUGGGAGCCACCUUGGGUGGCCUGUUGCUAUGGCGACAGAGAGCUCUACGGACAAAGAAGCAACAGCUUCCUGCUCAGGGUCAGGUAAGGGUCAGCUCUUGUCCCUUACCUGUGGAACCAGAGCCUGUGGUUCUGGAGUGUAAGAAGCCAGUGGUGUCCCAAAUCCAGUCUAAGCAGACCCAGCUAUCCUCGGGUCAAAGUCUGGUCCUCCCCCUGCCUGCUGUGCUACCCCUUGUUGACCAAGCCUUGGCGGUGCAGCCGGUGAUGGUAAGCUCUGAGAAGGAGUGGGAGCAGCUGUGGCCCAUGCUGCAAAAGGAUCUGUCAGUCUACCCCGUCCUCGGCCUGGACUGUGAAUGGGUAAAGAGUCAAACUAAGGUCCUGGGUGUGUCAGUGAAGGGUAAGACGUCAACGGUCUCUUUACUCCAGAUGGCUUCCUACUCUGGUCUGUGUGUGUUGGUGAGGCUGCAGCAGUUCCAUGGUGGCCAGCAGGACCUGCCACUCACCCUGAAAGAGGUCCUCAGCGACCCUCACAUCCUGAAGGUGGGUGUGGGCUGCUAUGAGGACGGGAAGCGUCUGACACGAGACUAUGGCCUGGCGCUGGGGUCUACUGUGGAUAUAAGAUACCUUGCACUACGACAAAGGAAGGUAGUGUUGAAUAACGGUCUGAGUCUGAAGUCUCUGGCAGCCGACCUGCUCAACGUCUCUCUGGAGAAAUCCUUGGAGCUGCGCUGUAGUGACUGGGAGGCUGACCCGCUGACCCUACAACAGAUGACCUACGCAGCCCGGGAUGCACAGGUAUCCAUCGCCCUCUUCUUCCGCCUGCUCGGCCUCCACUCAAACACCACGCCCUCACCUGACUCUGGGAGUGGCUACUCCCAGCUGGCCAAUUGCUGCCAGGGCCUGGUGGACACACCCUUCAGGGGGCGUGGUGGAGGAGAGUGUGAGGAUGGAGGGAAAAGCGUGGAUGGAGAGAGGAGGAGGAGGAGGAAGCUCCAGCAGUCUGUUUUUGAAAGCCCAGAGUCUGAGGACCAGCAAGUUCCAGACCCCAGGAGGAACAACAAGAGAAAACCGCUGGGGGUGGGCUACUCUGCCAGGAAGUCCCCUCUUUAUGACAACUGCUUCCUCCAUGCCCCAGAUGGACAACCCCUCUGUACCUGUGACAAGAAGAAGGCCAAGUGGUACCUGGAUAAAGGAAUAGGAGUGCUGCAGAGUGAGGAUCCGUUCAUCGUGCGUCUCUUGUUUGAGCCGUCGGGACGUCCAGAGUCCCAGCAGGACUACUACCUGACUGCCAAGGAGAACCUGUGUGUGGUGUGUGGUAAGAACGACUCUUAUAUCAGGAAGAACAUCGUUCCUCAUGAGUACAGACGUCACUUUCCCACGGAGAUGAAAGACCACAACUCCCAUGACAUCUUGCUGCUGUGUACUUCCUGUCACGCUGCCUCCAAUGUCCACGAUGGCUUCCUGAAGCAGCAGCUGGCUGAUGAACACGCUGCCCCCCAGGGUUGUGAGGAGGGCGUGCGGCUCCUGGAGGACUCUGACCGCAGGAAGGUUCGUUCUGCAGCCCGUGCCCUCCUGACUGCGGGGGAGGGGCUCCCUGGGCCCCGGAGAGACGAGCUGCAGGAAGUCAUCCGGAGUUUCUUCAACGACCCCGACGGGGAGCUGACGACAGACACCCUGCAGAGUGCUGCUGGACUGGAGACACGGAUCUUCAAUGAGAGUUACGUUCCCCACGGGCUGAAGGUGGUGCAGGCGCACGCCAAGCAGGGUCUGAAGGGGUUAAUGGGCCUAGAACGCCACUGGAGGCAGCACUUCCUGUCUACCAUGACGCCGCGCUACCUCCCUCCUCUCUGGUCCGUCAGCCACAAUCACAGCAAGUUCCUACGCAAAUACGGCGAGGAUCUCCUCAUCCAGCUUAACUGAACUACAGUCUGCUUUUAACCUGAAAGGCCAGGCAGUUUGGCAUGACAAGGAGUCUAAUGACAUGGAUUGGUACCCAGGGCUCCAUCUCCCUCUCGUUCUCUCUCUCUCUCUCUCGCUCUCUAUCCAUCAGCUUCUCUGGAUCACUGUUUUAGCAGUUAAAACAGAAGCUACAUUAUUGACAGAGAGCUGACUGACUACGGUGUCUGACGGUAGUCUCACCUACGGCUGUGACGAGGCAGUCUGUCACCCUGUUCCGAUAUGGUGGCAUACAUGUUGAGUGUCAGACAUAGAGACUUGGAUAGACUUAUGGAUCGAGCGGGCACUUAUGGACUUUGCUUGAACUCAAAACGUCCCAUACAGACCCUCCAAUGAACUGGAGCCAGAGACGAGCAGAGACCAUUGGCUGAAAUGGUACCCCUCUUCUUUAUAAAGGGCAGUACUUUAGACCAGGGCCCACAUGGGUGUACCAUGUAGUGUCUAGAGUCAUUUCAGGUACGACCUAGCUGGAGCCUGAGGAGAUGGACUAGAUCGCCUUGGUUCUGACAGAGGUACGGCCUAGCUGGAGCCUGAGGAGAUGGACUAGAUCGCCUUGGUUCUGACAGAGGUACGGCCUAGCUGGAGCCUGAGGAGAUGGACUAGAUCGCCUUGGUUCUGACAGAGGUACGGCCUAGCUGGAGCCUGAGGAGAUGGACUAGAUCGCCUUGGUUCUGACAGAGGUACGGCCUAGCUGGAGCCUGAGAAGAUGGACAAGACCGCCUUGGUUCUGACAGGUAAAAUAAGUCCAGUAUGAAGAACACCAUCCUGGUCCAAUGCUGCAGGAUUCAUGAUGAAAUUAUAUUGCAUAUGGACACUUUUUUUUAACCAACACUGUGGUUUGGUUUCCCAGACAGAUUGGCUUGUCCUGGUCUUAAACAUCCAUUUAAAUGGAGAUUCUCUCCAGGACUAGAUUUAAUCUGGAACCAGGAAACCAGCCCUAAUGUAUAAUCAAUAUAUAAAAAAUGUGAAAUGUGGUUUUCACCAAUUUCAGAAAAUCAUGUAUUUUAGACUACGCUGAAACCUGCUCUUAAUUGUCAUUAAAUAUAAAUUAUAAUUUCCCCCUGCAGGUUUUCAGCCCUAAUGAUCAUUCCUAUGCAUUUGUGUAUGUGCAGAAGUCAACGGUUCGCUUUGCCGAAGGUAACUGUAAUUCGACGACACGUUUUUGAGGUUCCCAUCGUUGUUUAUCUUCAACAGAUCAGACAUUAUGAUAUGACCACCAGCCAUUGGAUGCGUCGCAAAUGACACGGGACCCAUAAGGCAGUGCGUUUUUUUUAUAUAUACAUAUAGUGAUUUAAGGUUCCAUUUCAGUCACAGCCAUUCUCAGGUUCAGUAGGACAAUGUCGAGCGUAGAACGGUUGGCUUGGCGACGUGACCACUUCCUCCUGUACUGUCUGGAUGCAUCCCAUAUUGCACCAUAUGCUCUACAUGGUGCACUACUUUACAUCAGAGCCCUUUGGGGUAGUGCACUACAUGGGAUACAUCCCAAUGGCACCCUAUUCCCUAUGUUGGUCAUGGAUGUGUUCUGUCUCUCUCUCUCUAAUCAGGACACCUCAUGUCACAUGUUUUAGUGUGACUCUUCCCCUCAUUAGAAGAGAUUAAAAUCAGGACAUCUUCAUUCCUCUACAACAGUUCCAUUCCAACCCCCCCCCCCCCCCCCCCCCUCCUAAUCGUUUCACAUUGAGAUAAGGACCAGCUUGUAUGUAUAGGUAGCCUGAGUGAUUAGAUUCAUUGGUCAGUAAAGAAUGAUGGCCUUCACGUACAGAGCGGCUAACCUGUUAACGCGUGCAGAGCGGCUAACCUGUUAACGCGUGCAGAGCGGCUAACCUGUUAACGCGUGCAGAGCGGCUAACCUGUUAACGCGUGCAGAGCGGCUAACCUGUUAACGCGUGCAGAGCGGCUAACCUGUUAACGCGUGCAGAGCGGCUAACCUGUUAACGCGUGCAGAGCGGCUAACCUGUUAACGCGUGCAGAGCGGCUAACCUGUUAACGCGUGCAGAGCGGCUAACCUGUUAACGCGUGCAGAGCGGCUAACCUGUUAACGCGUGCAGAGCGGCUAACCUGUUAACGCGUGCAGAGCGGCUAACCUGUUAACGCGUGCAGAGCGGCUAACCUGUUAACGCGUGCAGAGCGGCUAACCUGUUAACGCGUGCAGAGCGGCUAACCUGUUAACGCGUGCAGAGCGGCUAACCUGUUAACGCGUGCAGAGCGGCUAACCUGUUAACGCGUGCAGAGCGGCUAACCUGUUAACGCGUGCAGAGCGGCUAACCUGUUAACGCGUGCAGAGCGGCUAACCUGUUAACGCGUGCAGAGCGGCUAACCUGUUAACGCGUGCAGAGCGGCUAACCUGUUAACGCGUGCAGAGCGGCUAACCUGUUAACGCGUGCAGAGAUUUUCAUGUUCUUGAGCAUGACGACAAUUGCGUUUUUUGGUUAAAUUGAGAAUUGUUUAACUUAAAGAAACCAGCAGCUUUUUCUUUUAUUUACAUUUGUCCAGAUGUAACCCCCGCAGAAGCUGUUCUGUUUCCCUAAUAUUGUAAAAUAAAAGAUCACAUUUGUCUA